Diaporthe citri is the source of this 1839-nucleotide messenger RNA. RefSeq lists its product as uncharacterized. The transcript is spliced from 3 exons. NCBI's taxonomy places the organism in Eukaryota, Fungi, Ascomycota, Sordariomycetes, Diaporthales, Diaporthaceae. Gene Ontology annotation, molecular function: catalytic activity. The record is from RefSeq and is a predicted model, not a curated record. The coding region runs from base 1 to 1839 and encodes 612 amino acids.
AUGACGCCCACCCAACGAUACGCCGACUACCCCCGGGCCCAGGAGGCGUCCCACAUCAGCUACAAGGUCGAGGAGGACAAGAACCCUGCCCUUCGCGGCCUGCCCCUGGCCAUAGGGGCUGCGAUUGUCACGAGGAGCCAGGCCAUCCAGAGGUUCCUGUACGGCAAUGCUGGCUUCAGCAAGCUGAACAGUCUCGAAGGUCUGAGCACGCAUCGGUGGAGGUUUGAUCCGACCGUCGUACCGCUGGCCGAACCCGGCACGGCGCCGGCACCGCCCACGUUCGAGGAGGAGCUGCUCCGGCCGCAGGACGCCGGGCGGCCGGGGAGCUGGGCGUCGUUCGCCGACUACCACGCGCUGUACAAGACGGGCAAGGUGACGCCGCUGCAGGUGGUGGAGGCGCUGCUGCCGGUGAUCGACCGGACGGCGGCCAAGCCGACCGAGUACUCGACGGCGUGGCUGGACAUCCACACGGACGAGGUGCUGGCGGCGGCGCGGGCGUCGACGGGGCGGUGGGCGGCGGGGAAGCCUCUGGGCGUGCUGGACGGGGUGCCCUUCGGCGUCAAGGCCGACUGCGAUGUCAAGGGCUACGUCAACACGAUGGGCAUGGCGGUGCGCAAGGACUACGACUACUUCAACAAGCCGGCGGCCGAGUCCAUCUGGCCGGUGCGCAAGCUCGAGGAGGCCGGCGCCGUCAUGGUCGGCAAGAUGAACCAGCACGAGAUCGGCAUGGACACCACGGGCUGCAACGCCGCCACGGGGACCCCGACCAACUGGUACAACAAGGCCUACUACCCGGGCGGCUCCUCCUCGGGCGCCGGGUCCUCGCUGGGCGCGGGAGUCGUGCCCCUGUGCAUCGGCACCGACGCGGGGGGGUCCAUCCGCAUCCCGCCCGCCGUCGCGGGCCAGUACUCGCUCAAGACGUCCCACAGCCGCACCACCGUCAUGAACAGCAGCAUGUGCAUCGUCGGCCCCAUGGCCUCCAACGUCGCCGACCUGACCAUCGCCUACCGCGUCAUCGCCCAGCCCGACCCGUCCGACCCCGUCCGGUCGCUGUUCGCGCCCUCUCGCCGGCCCCAGCCGGGAGACAAGAAGCUCCUCGGCCUCUGCCACCCGUGGAUCGCCCGCGCCACGCCCGCCGUCCGCGAGCACUUUGACCGCGCAGUAGAGUACUACACCAAGACGCUCGGCUACGAGACGGUCGACAUCGACCUCCCGCUCCUGCGCGAGGGCCUGGUCGCCCACGGCGCGACCUGCCUCGCCGAGGCGGCCGACCACGCCAAAGACCGCGUCCCCGCCGGCAACGCAAAGGGCCAGCACUGGUCCGACCUCCUCUACCCCGCGAACCAGGUCAUGACGGCGGUGGGGUCGCAGACGACGGCCAACGACUACAUGAAGUUCGCGCAGGUGCGCGCGACAAUCAUGUCGCACCUCGCCUUCCUCUUCGAGACCCACGGGCCCGGUCUGCUGAUCGCCAGCCCCAUGAUGCCCGACGUCGGGUACGCCGCCACCCCGGGGGACGAGCGCUACGGCUUCACGGACGGGAACCGCGCCCUCCGGAGCAUGACGUACGCGUGGCUCGCCAACACGAGCGGGUGCCCGGCCGCAACGGUCCCCGUGGGCUACGCGGACGCCGACAAGGGGGCCGGGAAGCUGCCCGUCGGCAUGCUCGCCAUGGGCAUGUGGGGCGAGGAGGAGAGGCUGCUGUCCUGGGUCGCCGACGGCGAGAGGUACAUCCGGGACGUCCACCCGGGCGGCCGGCUGCGGCCCGAGGGGUGGCUCGACGUCAUCGGCCUCGCGCGGGAUGGCAAGGCCGAGGGGGCUGCGGUCCCGAGCAGCUGA